GCAGCAGUUUGUGAGAAGCUCAUCCUUCAGGAACUUGAAGACUUGACUGCAUCACAUCACACUGCGGACAUGAUGCACUUUCCUAUUCAACCCCAACAGGAUACAUUGAAACUAAAGGAGCAGGUCAUUUGUGACUCAGACAACCAGCAGAACAACUCUUCCACUGACACUCGCCUCCUUCCUGCAGAGACAGAAGCUCUUUUCACUUACGAUGUGUCAGUGUGUCCCGACAAUGAAGGAGAUUGCACAGAGAAGGAGAAUCGUUUGGCGUUGGAAUACGAGGCAGAGCGAGAGAAAGAACGCUGUGAGGAGAGGAAGAAGGAGGAUCAGAAGAGACGAAUAGAAAGAGACUUCCAGAUGGAGCUGAAGAAGAUAAUGGAGGCCGAGAAGCUCCAGCAGAAGGAACUUGAGUUGAUAGAGAAGAGAGCUCAGGAAAAACUGGACCAGGAGAUGAUGCUUCAGCGGGAAGUGAUCAGAAACUUAAAGAGACGCGUGGAGGAAGAGAGGAGGAUGAGGGAAGAGGAGCAGAAGAGGGUAAAGGACGAGGAAGACAAGAGGACAAGAAAGGAGGAUGAGAUUAGAAGGAAGAAAGAUGAAGAGAUGAUAAAGAAGGGGGACGAGGAGAGGAAAAGAGAAGAGGCAACAAUGAAGAUGGAGGAAGAGAAGAAAAUGGAGGAAGCAAUGCGGCAGAAGAAGGUUGAGGAGCAGAGAGAAAAGAGGGAACAGGUGAGGAGAGAGGAACAGGUGAGAAGAGAGGAACAGGUGAGAAGAGAGGAACAGGUGAGAAGAGAGGAACAGGUGAGGGUUACCACAGAGGAGGAAAGGAUUACAAACAAGAAAGUAGAGGAUGUUCUGAUGAAGAUGAAGAAGAGGGAUAACAUAGAACUUGAAGGUGAAGAAAUAAAACCUGAGGAGAGGAAGAACAAGGAAGAAAAGGCUAGGGAUGAGGAGGCAAGAAAGAAGGAGACGUUGAAGGAAGAUGAGAUGAGGAAAGAGGAAGGACGGCAGAGGGAGCAGAAGGAACAGAGGAGACAGGAGGAUGAGAGGAGACAGGAGGAUAAGAGGAGACAGGAGGAUGAGAGGAGACAGGAGGAAGAGAGGAGACAGGAGGAAGAGAGGAGACAGGAGGAAGAGAGGAGGAGACAGGAGGAAGAGAGGAGACAGGAGGAUAAGAGGAGGAGACAGGAGGAAGAGAGGAGACAGGAGGAAGAGAGGAGACAGGAAGAAGAGAGGAGACAGGAGGAUGAGAGGAGGAGACAGGAGGAAGAGAGGAGACAGGAGGAAGAGAGGAGGAGACAGGAGGAUAAGAGGAGGAGACAGGAGGAAGAGAGGAGACAGGAGGAAGAGAGGAGGAGACAGGAGGAUAAGAGGAGGAGACAGGAGGAAGAGAGGAGACAGGAGGAAGAGAGGAGACAGGAGGAUGAGAGGAGACAGGAGGAUGAGAGGAGACAGGAGGAUGAGAGGAGACAGGAGGAAGAGAGGAGACAGGAGGAAGAGAGGAGACAGGAGGAUGAGAGGAGACAGGAGGAUGAGAGGAGACAGGAGGAAGAGAGGAGACAGGAAGAAGAGAGGAGACAGGAGGACAAGAGGAGGAGACAGGAGGAAGAGAGGAGACAGGAAGAAGAGAGGAGACAGGAGGAAGAGAGGAGACAGGAGGACAAGAGGAGGAGACAGGAGGAAGAGAGGAGACAGGAGGAAGAGAGGAGACAGGAGGAAGAGAGGAGACAGGAGGAAGAGAGGAGACAGGAGGAAGAUGAAGUGGGCUGUGAAGGGUAUGAUGUGGACAAAGGAAAGAUGGAGAGAAAAGGAGAUGAGAGAAAAAGUGUAGAAGCAGAGAAGGAGCUAAAGGAGGGAGCGGUGGGAGAAAACCAGAUGAAGGCUAACCAGGAAAUAAGACUCAAAGAAAAGGAGCAGCGUGAACAGAGAGUGGUGCACCAUGGGAAAAAGGAGAAGCAAGUGGUGAAAGCAAAUGAGCUGCAAGCAAAAAGCAAAAUGAGUCAACAUGAGAAAAAGAAUAUGGAUGAAAUGGAGAAAUCCACUUCCUGGACUUCCUCUGGUCCUUUACCCAGCGAGUCUCCCAUCAGUGCUGACACUGUGCCACAGCUACAUGAAGUGAGCAUCCAUCAGACCUCCAUGGAUCAAGCUCUGGACUUUGAAAGUGGAGCAGCCAGGCCUUCCACUGCGUCUGUGUUCCCCUCUGAGAGCCUCCCAGAGAGGAGGAGGCUGGACUGGAUGAAGGACUGCAUCCCCUGGUCCAAACUCUCCCUGCAGAACCGGAGGAAGCAGAGAGGGUCUGUGCGGAGAGGAAGAGGGCCGAGGGGGGUCAGCAGUCUGCCUCCAAUCUGCCCCGACUCUCUGCUGAGGGCCACGGGCCGGACGUCCCUGCUGGAGGUGACCACAGUGACUCUGGAGGAUUUAGCCGGCUGCAGCGUGUCCUCUCUCGGUCAGUGCACUCGACUCCAGUCCCUCACCCUCAGACGCUGCGGCCUCACAUCUCUGGAGGGCCUCAACCAGCUCACACAGCUCUGCUACAUCGAUGUGCAGGAAAAUGACAUCUCAUUUGUCGACUGUGAAAAUAUGACGAGUUUACGAGUUCUUCGACUCAGCCACAACAAGCUGACGUCCAUCCAUGGUUUGACUGGGGCGGAGAAUGUGGACGUCCUCGACCUCUCGAACAACUCCAUCACCCGCAUUGCUGGUCUGGAGUCGAUGAAGAGACUGCAGCGGUUAUCACUGGAUCACAACCAGCUGAUCAGCACCAGAGGACUGAGGGACGUCUACACGCUGCUGCACCUGAACUGCUCUCACAACCACCUGGUGACGGUGGAGGGUCUGGAGAACAGCGCUCUGCUCUGCACGCUGGACCUGAGCGCCAACAGCCUCACUGAGCCCCCCAGCCUGAGCAACCAGGUCCUCCUGAGCGAGCUGCACCUCCAGGACAACAGCAUCUCCUCCCUGCAGAGCCUCAGCGCCGCCUGGAUGCCCCUCCUGCAGCAGCUCUCUGUGGCCCAGAACAGAGUUACCCAGCUGCCCUCCAUGUCUGGUUGUGUGUCCCUUGCAAAUCUGGAUCUUCGAUUCAACUGCCUGUCAGAGCCCCUGAACGUGUGCGAGAGUCUGGAGGGAUGUCACUUCCUGCGAGAGGUGCAGCUCACAGGGAAUCCUCUUCAGCAGGAGAGAGGCUGGAGAUCCACUCUGCAGAAAGUGUUGCCGGGCCUGAGGUCCAUCGAUGGCCAGCAGACAGACUCCUCUCUAGCGCCCCCUGCUGUUCCUCAGCUCGGCUCGGCCUCAGGCAGCUUCCUGAUGUUCUGCCAGGCUCAGCUUCAACAGACUCAGUAUUCACAGCAGCAGCUCAGCAGGGAGCUCAGUAAUGCCUCGUCUUCCCUGGAUGCUGUGAAGUCCUCCUGCAGACACUUCACUGAGGCUCUGCAGCUGGCUGAGGACCAGAGAUAUGCCCAUGAGUACGGAGACACCACUGUGACUGCAGGCGCAACAACACCUGAGGAAACACUUGACAUGGACAGUACCAAUACUGAGAACCACAGAGAAAUGGAAUCCACUGGAAACGUCUCUCCAGUUCUUCCAAAUCGAGACAGUACCAGAUGCAGCAACUGGACUUUUGAGGAUAAGUACGCUGCAGAAAUCCAACAUAACACAUUUAACACUGUUGCAACACAUCCAAACACCGGGCCAACAGUUCGAGAAGCAAACUCGGAAAGUGUUCACCCCUCGACAACUUGCUCCAAUCUCAAAAUGGCACCUGUAUCCAACCAUGAGGACCUGAACCUCCAAAGCACAGCAGCAGUCGGGAUUCAGCAGCUGUGUGCUUACAGACAGAAAAGUGGAAAUGUCAGCCGCCCCUCCACAGCAGAGGAGGGUGGAGGAGGAGAUGGAGAUGGAGGAGAGCCAGAGUCCGGACCUGCCUUUUUAAAUGGGAGUGUUGUUGCUCAGCAUUAUGCAGCAAGUGUCAUCCAGGCGUUUUGGAGGGGCUUUUCUCUGAGGAGGAGGCUCGCAUCUGCUCUGGCUGCUCUCACACGCCCUGACGCUGCAGAGGAUGACACCUUUGAGGAGGUGGACGUGGAUGAAUUUGACUUCGAUGAGGCAGCGUUGGAGAAACAGUGGACAUUGUCCCUUCCUGAGGACUCCCCUCCCAGACGUUACCUUAUGUCAGACCAGCCACGGUCUCUGAAGCCUCCUGUUCACUUUCCUGAAGCCUCUGAGUAUAUACUCUCACCCCCGCCUGUGUGGAGGCCGAAGCAGGCCUGGGUGCCUCCAGAACAGGCUGCUGAACAGAGAGUUUCCCCUGAGAGCUCCAACAGAAGCAAGUCUCCUGCUUCAGCGUCGGUGCUCAGCCGUCUCUCUGAAAGAUCGGAAAAGAUUAUAGAAGAAUGGGGGUUCACUCACAGCCACACAGCUCUCCAGAUGCUCAAGAGAGCUCGGAAGAUGAAGUCAACUAAACAACAGCAGACUAAACGUAGAGAUCCCUUUGACCGCCAUUCCUCGGUCAAAAAGUACAGUUACCAGCUGGGACCAGUGGAGGCACGAAACAGGCCAACACAACACAACAGGAAUGAAAUAAAAGUUGUCCAGGCUGAGCUGGAGCUUCAGCAGGCGGAGAAGGUGGAGCGAGUGAAGCAGCAGCGAGCUCAGCAUUGGCUUCAGACCCAGGCUGCUCGCUCUGACCGGGGCUCAGAGAGCGUGCAUUUCUUACCGGAGAUCAGCUCGGACAUUCUGAACGGAGGCAGAGUGCAGCUCGUGGCAGACCUGGGAUCCGCAGAACGUCACGCCAGCCGAUCGUGCGCCAACAACAGUUUAGCUGCCCAGCCCUGCAACGAGAACGAUUAUCCUCGCAGAAACUCUUUGGGUCAUGCAAGAGAAGAAGUCCCAUCUCCUCCGAGAGUCACGUCUGCUCCGUCAAAAAAGGAGCGCAUCUCCUUCCGAGACAACCCAGUCGUGAAGAGCGGCGGCUGGGGAGGGGGCAAGAAGAGGGACAAAUUCUACAAGUAA
This is a messenger RNA of Trematomus bernacchii (emerald rockcod), 5004 nucleotides long. It is a transcript of the gene lrriq1, whose product is annotated as leucine-rich repeats and IQ motif containing 1. Lineage: Eukaryota; Metazoa; Chordata; Actinopteri; Perciformes; Nototheniidae. Gene Ontology annotation, molecular function: protein binding. The transcript is spliced from 26 exons. The record is from RefSeq and is a predicted model, not a curated record. Bases 70 to 5004 code for a protein of 1644 amino acids.